ACAAUCGCGCCAGAGCGCAUAGAAUUGUCAUAUAUAGUUGUGACUUGUGCAGGGAAAAUGGGAAGAAAUAUUGCCUCUUUCCUGGAUGCGAAGGGGAUACAUGUAUAUACACGCAACAAUGGCAUACAAAGUUGGCUACUAUUAGCGCACACGGCGCGUUGAAGGAUCGUGAAUAUGAUGCCAUACACCACGAGUCCCAUAUAGUGUGCGUCUCAAGGAGUUGUAGUUGGGCCGAAGAGGACAUGACAAGGAAUAGGUCAAUAAACAGCGCACAUAAUUAAGGAUGAAAUGCCGGGGAUACUGAAUGUUCUUGAUUUUGAGCUGCGGCCAGAGCAUUUGCAUGUGAAUGGUCCUGUAUGGAAAUGAUUCGCGCAAUGCCCUGCCAGAUAAAAUACUCGGGAGACAUCUCUUGAGUGAAUUUCAGAUCUAUACUAAAUGCAUUUCACAGCACGAAUAAAUGAUUACAUUUGACCGGCGUGUAUAUAUACGGCAUAUAAUUCUGCUGCUGAUCAUUACACAGACAUACUUAUAUAUAUGCACAUACAGGCUAUAAUCAUGUAACCGGCAUUGUUACUGGUUGUAUGUACACUGGACCUUAUGAAUAAAUGAAUACGUUUGCAAACAGAUGACUGAAUGAACAUUGCGGGUCACGUGUUGCCUACGUAUACCGCUUGAUGAAUUAAUUUUCCUCUUUAAAUUAUUGAGCGGCCACUGGGAGAUGGUUUGUUGUGGAAGCGCUACGUGUGAAAUUAAACUGUCAGUGCAUAAUUCCUGUCCCCCUGUUCGCGGUCGCAUAAUGAGCCGAUGUCUGCUGUGAAGGAGCAAUCCGCGUGAAAUGUGACACUGUUGCAUAGAAUAUGAUCUCCCGUCAACACGCGGCGCGCUUCCCAUUAGUGCGCGCGAGCCGGUGAAGCAGUAUCAUUUUUCUGUCCAAUAACACGGGAGAAAUAUCCGAGUGUGCGGCUGUUGAAAACGCGGACGUUGACUACACGCACAGCAGAGUGUGCUGCUUCCCGGCGGCUGUGCCAUGAUGGACUACAUACGCCGCUUCGAUAUCCAGCUGGAUCGUGAGUGUGUAUAUCCGGGUCAAUUCUUGGGCGGUCAUGUGAUACUGGACAAUCGGGAGAACAUGAAGAUCCGCAACAUCCGGGCGACAUUGCGUGGUAAAGCGCAUGUUGAGUGGAAAGUGAUGAAGUCGGGUGAAAGACGAACAGUUAAAGAUGAUCAAUACUUUCUCGAUGACAAGAUCAUUGUGUGGGGCAAAGACAGGACGGACGAGUCGAUACCUAUCCUGCCGCGUGGCCAGCACCAGUUCCCCUUUAAAUUCCUUCUACCUGAUCCGGCCAAUCAGCCGAUGGCGUGCUCUUUCGAAAGCCGUACCGGUACCAUCCGUUACUAUGUGAAAGUGACCAUUGACAUUCCCUACGCCUCCCCACCGCAAGGUAUCAAAUACUUCACAUUAGUCGGUCCGACAAUCGACUGCAAUGAGGAUAAAUACAUGACGCCCGUCAUUGCCCAGGACAUUAAAGUGCUCUGCUGUCUUUGUUGCCGGAAAGGACCAAUUAGUUUACAUUGCACGUUGCCACGAACCGCCUAUUGUUCCGGUGAACGGCUGGAAUUCCAGGCUGAACUUAACAAUCAGUCCAAUGAAGCGGCCCAGCUCCGGCUACAGCUCUAUCAAUAUGUGGAAUACUUUAUCGAUCGCGGACCGCUGGGUGUUAGCAAGGAUGUGUGCCAUAUGGUAAUGCAGGUAUUCGGCUCCGAGGUCGAACCCGAUUCCAACUGGAAGAGCAGUUUAGACAGCGAACCCGAAAAGGACAAAUCCAAAUGGAUAAUUCCUGUGGUGCCGCCCACACUUAUUGGAGUGUGUCGUCUCAUUCAGAUAUACUAUGUGCUCAAAGUUUGUGUUGUUAUGAAAAACUCUGGCGAAGAUCUCCAUAUGGAAUUUCCUUUAACAAUUGCAACGAAACCGGCUCGAGAUAAAAACACUGGCAUUGUACCAUCAAUUUCAUACGAAGAAGCUGCGGAACAUGUUGAAGGAGGAAUGUACAUCAGCCCCGAAUUCCAAAUCGGCCAAGUGUAUGACGGUACACUGGGGUUAAGUGAAGGACCAGACGAGGUCAUUCUAUACCGACCGAGUUAUGUGAAAGUGGGCCCCGAUCGCCAACAACAAAUCGCCAGCACAUCCAAAGGUGUCAACCACAGUGCGCAUGCACAUGUCAACAAUAAUAUUAUCCAGGAAAUUCCGCCGUUCCAUCGGAAGGCCUAAAAUUGUCAGAUUGUUUUCUAGGAUUCAUUUGUAACCAGACGUGUUGCACGACUGUUUUUGUUGACAUUUUCUUGCACGAUUUGAGUAGUUAUACGAAGCACAAGCAAUGAACUCUAUUGGUACACCGUGUGUGGUAAAUGAUUAAUAUCAAAAUUCGGUUGGUAUAUGAUAAACAUGCAUUGAAAAUAGUAAAUGGCGAUCCAUUUAUUGAAAAGCUGAAAACCGCUGACAUCAUAUCAGCCGAAGUCGAGAUAAGUGCAUAUUAUGUUUCGCAGCGCGCUUCACUUGCACCAGUUAACGAAUAUUAGAAAGUGAGACGAGACUUUCUUUUAUGUGGCUUUCCGAGACGAACAAUCUCUUUGCAUCCAUUUACCGCAGUCAUAAUUAUAUCCUGGAUGGUAGUAGUAGUAAAUUAUUUGAUUAUUAGAGGUUUAAAAAUCCCUCUCGAUAGAUGUAUCAAUACGUCUCGAUACGUAUAAACCCCUCUCGAUAAAUGUACUGACCGUUCUGGCCUAACGCUUUUUUCUCAACAGUUGAAAAGCAGCAAUUGUGACUUGCUGAAACAAACUGCCUUACUACAGAAGGUCCCUUCGGUUCUCUGUCAUCAGCGCUGAAAGGAAUUUCUAUCCUUUUAUACCUCCUCACAGCACAGAUCAAUUUACGCUUUUAGACAGUGCGUAUCGAUAUCGUGCAGCAUUUGCACCUGGAAUUUCAUUUCUGCCUACAAAAUGCACAAGUUGAUGGUGGCUGGAUGCCUGUCAACAGGUCCCGGCAUAAUAAUGUUUUUAGCCUGGUUGUUUUCUAUUGCUGGAGUGAUUUCGUAUGAAGUUUUCCGAUUCCAGUAUCCGGAUUUACAUUUGGCACUGACCUCAUCGUACCCGAUCUACUCCUUUCAUGAAGUCAAUUUCAUUGCAUCCUGCGUAAUGCUGUUUCUCAUACUAGUAGGAUGGGCCGUAUUUAUGUGUACAAAUGGAUCUUCGGGCUCACGAGGCUGUGGGAAGGUCCUGCUUGGCGGUCAUUCACUCAUCUGGACGGUAUUAUUGUUGGUGUCAUCUUCGGUAAUGGUGACGCCUAACUGGCACACGUAUGGGUCAACUGAUCUGGAAGCUAUAAAGGCAUCGGGUGUGUGCGGAUUAUGUGAAAUGGGAUGCCUAAUAUUAGUGAGCAUUCCUUUUCUUACGGGAAUGAAGACAAACGCUUGCAUGGGCAGCGAAGAUUAUCAUGCAUGAUAUUGCCAGUGACGGAAUAUGGUGUACAGUAGCAGCGUAGUACGUACUUCUAUAUAUCUUUACUCGUACUUUCCAUUAUUCGCUGUACUUUCUCGAUCGUUUCUCUUUUGUUUCCGGAUUUACUUUUGGUUGUUUCUACACGGAUGCGCCGUGUCUAUAUAAGUCCGUGAGUGGCAGUAUUUUAGGUCGUCAGUUCUCUCAUUACGAGUUUUGGCAGUUUCGGAGUUCAGAAUUAAAAUAUCGUCGGA
Paramacrobiotus metropolitanus is the source of this 3746-nucleotide messenger RNA. Its product is annotated as arrestin domain-containing protein 4-like. Bases 1028 to 2269 code for a protein of 413 amino acids. The transcript is spliced from 10 exons. NCBI's taxonomy places the organism in Eukaryota, Metazoa, Tardigrada, Eutardigrada, Parachela, Macrobiotidae. Gene Ontology annotation, cellular component: cytoplasm. Gene Ontology annotation, biological process: protein transport. The record is from RefSeq and is a predicted model, not a curated record.